AUGUCUUGGAAAGUGUCAGACGCAACACUUGCAGACGUUCCCGCCAUAACCUCAAUCUACUCACACGAUGAACCUACACCAUUCAUCAAGCUCUGUCUAGGAUCGCUAAAUGUGCUGGCGCUGAACUUCAAUCAAGCGGCUCGCAUCGCUGAUAGCUUACAAGACUCGGACGAAGCCUGGCUAGUCGCUCGAGAUGAGCGUAACAGGAUAGCAAGUUUUGCGGAAUGGCAGAUGCCCAGGGAAGAGGCAGAUACAGAAGAGCAGAUGGCGGAAGAGCUGGCCGAAGCACAAGAAGCCUACGAGGACUCGAUCGCGCCUGGAAUGAAUUCAACACUCGUCGUCGAGUUUAGACACCGAGUCACGAAGCUCCGCAAUGACGUGCUGCGAGGCCAGAGGCAUUACUUGCUCAUGAACAUAGGGACGGCAAAGGCGUCACAGCAAAGAGGAGCGGCUACGGCACUCGUAAAGCAAACGUUUGACGCCGCGGAUCGAGAGCAAGUUGCGAUUUAUUUGGAUACGGACUCGGAUGGCGCUGCUAAGCGACUCUUUGACAAGCUGGGAUUUGAGGAAGUUGGCAAAUUCGAGAUUGAUCUCAGCAAACAUGGCGGCCAAGGGUGGCACUCGCAUGUCGGCAUGAUAAGAAGGCCUUUGAGUGGUGGUGUAACUCGUGUCGAAGAGGAAGGAGCAGUCGUGUGA
This is a messenger RNA of Aureobasidium pullulans EXF-150, 696 nucleotides long. RefSeq lists its product as uncharacterized. The transcript is spliced from 3 exons. Lineage: Eukaryota; Fungi; Ascomycota; Dothideomycetes; Dothideales; Saccotheciaceae. Bases 1 to 696 code for a protein of 231 amino acids. Gene Ontology annotation, molecular function: acyltransferase activity, transferring groups other than amino-acyl groups. The record is from RefSeq and is a predicted model, not a curated record.